This is a messenger RNA of Eremomyces bilateralis CBS 781.70, 2950 nucleotides long. RefSeq lists its product as uncharacterized. The transcript has a single exon. Gene Ontology annotation, cellular component: SHREC complex; rDNA heterochromatin. Gene Ontology annotation, biological process: silent mating-type cassette heterochromatin formation. The record is from RefSeq and is a predicted model, not a curated record. The coding region runs from base 478 to 2640 and encodes 720 amino acids. NCBI's taxonomy places the organism in Eukaryota, Fungi, Ascomycota, Dothideomycetes, Eremomycetales, Eremomycetaceae.
CCGUACAUCAAUAUUCAAUCCCCUUGAUAUCUGUUUCUCUCAGGAGUCCGAGUCCACCACCAAUCCUUCAACCUCAAAUACAGAUUUCCAGAAUUAGAUUGUGUCGAUGGUAUGGAGCCGACUUCUAGGACGUGAGGGCCGCAACCUAGAACGCGUGUGAUCAAUAUUAGGACGAGCAAAUCUCACAAGUGCACCGGCGUAGUAUCUCGAUCAUGAUUCUGAAAAGUGAAAGAUUGCAGAAACCGAUCUCCACUAUCACUUUUCUCUCUUCGCGAUGCUCGGAGGGUUUCAUUCAUGCAACCCCCAUGCUGCGCUCAUCAUCAUUCUCCCCUACUCGGCCAUCAAAUAAACAUUCAUUGCGUCCGAUCGUGUGACGUGAAACCUGCCCCUGAGGUACACGAUUAAUAUAUCUGCUCCUGUCAAACGUUAUUCCUGUGUUGUUAGCCUUCUCUUUUAUGCUGGGACCGUCAGUUCAAAAUGCCACCCAUUGUUACUGUGCCAAUAGCGCCAGUCUCAGACGCAGACGCAAGUCAUCGCCCUGCGGACCCCAGGUACCGUCUCAUCGACCCUCCGACUCAGUAUCUCGAUAAGCUUGCGCAACAAUGGAUGGUGGCUCGAGGAGAAUCUCAACCUUUCGUCCACUAUACGCUGGAUCGGUUGCCCGAAGGCUAUACGCUCUACGAAAUGCGACGACCGAGCAAUCCGAACACGGCCGACAAGCGCUUGUUCGGGCAUCCAAACCGCGUCUUCUUUGAUUCGCCCAAUCGCUUCUUCCCGCACUUUCUGCACCUUAUGAAGAACAAAGGAAGCAACUUCGGGUGCCCUUGCACUGUUUGCAAUGCCAAUGGGAAAAAACCGUUGGGAAUUCAGGAUAGCCGGUCUGCAUCUGCUGAUAGCUCAGUUCCAAGAGGGCGAGAAAAAUCGAGACUGAUGGAUUCUGUGCGAGACGACAAGGCCGGGAAGGUGGACGAAGAAGGCACACCUGAUGUGUACCGGGCCCUCAUUGACAAGCUCAAGAGAAAGGGAGAGAUUGAUGCGCCAAUCGAAGAGCCGAUGAGCAUGGAUUGGCGAGUCGAGCGGAAACCACUCCAAGUUAUGUUGCAGAGAUGUCGCACACAGGCCCCCUGGAUCCCACGUCAAGGGGAAAUCGUGCUCUUCGUAUUGAGCAUUCCGGAAGGACGCGAAAUCGUCUUCGAUUAUGACACUUCCGAAUAUCGGCUUUACCAUGCGGCUAGCGAGACCUACGAAGACUCUCCCGCAUGGAGGGCGGGCGUUGUUACCCAAGUACCUACGGAGGAGAAGUCAUACGAAGUCUUCAAUCUCGUAAUGGAACCAUCGCAUAAGUUGGGGGUAAAUUACUCGGGGUUUCGCGUUGAAUCGUUGCCGGAUCCCAACGGCGAGGAGAAGUCGGUCCAAAAACAGUACAAAUACGUCCCGUUGCAUUACACACGGCCAUUCGCAUUUUACCAAGAGAUCUUGCGAGGCAUUCCGCGAGAAUCAUGGCAUGCAACCAUUACGAACGCGAUGACCAUCAUGUCAAGCUUCUCCCUCGUCGAUCGGUUUAACUUUCGAGGCAGUUGGCCGGAGGCGGUUGUCAACUGCAGAGGCAUCUACAUAGGGGCGGAACUGAUCUUGGUGGGAGAUGCGGUUCGUCUUUUGCCCCCGUCGGAAAAGCAGGGCAACAUCACCUCGGUCGAUAUCGAUGUACUGCACAUCAAAUCGAUCCGUCUCACGCUCACCAACCUUGACCGGGCAUCCGACAACGAUCGCGACGAGGGUCAUCCGUACAACACAUCGGUUGAGGUUCGCGGCAUCCCGUACACCACCAACCCGAUCGCGAAGUUUGCCGAUGUCUCCCCGUUGAAUGAUAAUCUGGGCCCUCUAGGGAUGGAAGACUAUGCCUCGUUUACACCGUUCUUCCCCAAACGCGCAAAAGGAAAGCUGGUCUGCAUUCCGUUUCAUCGGAUCCUCGGUCGGUGCUACGAUGCCAUUGCUGUGCAGUUGUGGUUUCCAAACGAGCAGCGUAAAAUUGUAGACAUGUCGCAAAAGAAAAAUCAAGAAGUCACCGGAGCGGAACUGCCUAAUAUUACGCUACUACACUACGGGGCGGAAGGUGUCCUUGCCGCCCGACAGUAUUCGUCUCAAAAUUAUCGAAAGAUUGAUCACCGGAGCGGCAAAUCGUGGUUCUGGGGUGACACACGAGUGGAGUCGCUGGAUGUUCAUUCGAUGAGCGGUGCGCCCGUGGAAAGGUUCGACGCGAACCGUGAUCCUCGAAAAUGGCGCCGCGAGAUCCGAGUUUUGGAGGGCGUCGGACCCGCGGGGAAAGUCCGGACCACGGAAGAGAAACGGAAGCUGGUUGAAAAAUUCGGUGUUCCAGGGAGGCGAGGCCGAAGCAAGGACGACGAGAAUGACGUGGCUGCGGUGUGGACCUCGAUCAUUGAGGAAGCACGCUACAACGGAAACGAGGAUGCGGACGACGAAGACCUAUACCAUGCGCUUGGGGCAGAGCUGUUGGCAAGAGAUGGAGAGGCGGAGUGGGCGGAAGAAACGAAGGGAAACAGCAAGCGGAGAAAGUUCUUGGAUGGUGGCAAAAGGGAUGCGGAGGACCACGACAUCAUUGUCAUUGACGACGAUGAGUAACCACCCAACAAGGCCUAUGAUUACAUUGAUUGAAGAACAUUUACCGGAUUCGCUAAAUCCAAAGGCUGGGCUGUGGGAGUCGCCUUCAUCAUGGGCUGCAUCGUAUUCGAACCGGACGAAGCGAUGUCUGCCGGAGAUGGCCAUAACGGCGGCUUCUGACAGUGAUUGAUGGCUGUCUACGAGAGACAGUAUCUAUUCUCGACUACUAGCAGGCAAGGAGAACCCGACAGGUGAAUCGGUCCAAAAGGAAUUGCUUGUAUAGCUAAAGGAUUUGCUAGGAUGUGGGUCCGCUGGUAUUCAAAUACGAUAC